UCAAACAGAACGUGCGCGAAUUGCACGUGUCGCUUAUUAGAAUCGUGAUUGCUUUUCUUGUUGGGACGCUGACGCGUGCAGCUCACUCGGCUACCGGGCGACGCACAGAUGAUAGCGAUGCGCUCCCUUCUUCUGUUGUGCCUGUUGUGUGGUUGCUACAGCUCGGAUGACUUGUUCAUGCGUCGAGUGGAGCACUGUUACAAGAACAUCCUUACGUACAGAGACACGCCGCACGCAUUGAGGGGAAGACAUCCCAUCAUCACAGGGAAAAUGGGUGUCCUGCUCAAGUCCAUGAAUCCAGAAAACAUCGAGGCUAAAAUGAGGCGCUUCCGAAGCUACGGACGCAACCUGCGAAAAGACUUUGAUCGAGAAUUGGACCAAUGUGUGAAGGAUCCUUGCACGGAUUCCCCUGCAAUGGGCAACUGCCUUCAACGAGUGGACAUGUUCUACUUCGAUUCCGUGGCCAAGACAUGCCGUCCAUUCGCUUAUACUGGAUGCAGGCGGAGUUACAACUUGUUCAUCAACCCGGCCGACUGCAUGGCUGUAUGCGCAGAUUGGGACCAAUAAAUCUGGUGCAAGGUGCCGUCCAGAGGUGCUUCCAAACGGGGAAUAAAGAAUUUCGUAUGA
Molecule: messenger RNA, 627 nt
Organism: Ornithodoros turicata
Lineage: Eukaryota; Metazoa; Arthropoda; Arachnida; Ixodida; Argasidae
Exons: 5
Coding region: 109-567 (152 amino acids)
Molecular function (GO): serine-type endopeptidase inhibitor activity
Source: RefSeq, a predicted model, not a curated record